Messenger RNA from Artibeus jamaicensis (Jamaican fruit-eating bat), 1157 nucleotides. It is a transcript of the gene IL1RN, whose product is annotated as interleukin 1 receptor antagonist. The transcript is spliced from 4 exons. Gene Ontology annotation, molecular function: cytokine activity; interleukin-1 receptor antagonist activity; interleukin-1 receptor binding. Gene Ontology annotation, biological process: inflammatory response to antigenic stimulus; negative regulation of interleukin-1-mediated signaling pathway. Lineage: Eukaryota; Metazoa; Chordata; Mammalia; Chiroptera; Phyllostomidae. The record is from RefSeq and is a predicted model, not a curated record. Bases 48 to 578 code for a protein of 176 amino acids.
UCCCCUGGGCCCGAAAUGGCAGUCCCCAACGGCAGCGGUGCCACAGGAUGGAAAUCUGCAGGUGCCCCCCAAGUCACCUAAUCUCUCUCCUCCUCCUCCUGUUUGUUUCAGAGACAGCCUGCCGCCCCUCGGGGAGGAGGCCCUGCAAGAUGCAAGCGUUCAGAAUCUGGGAUAUUAACCAGAAGACCUUCUACCUGAGGCAUAACCAGCUAGUUGCCGGGUACUUGCAAGGACCAAACACCAAGUUAGAAGAGAAGAUAGACGUGGUGCCCAUCGAGCCCCACACUGUGUUCCUGGGGAUCCAUGGCGGAAAGCUGUGCCUGGCCUGCGCCAAGGUCGGCGAUGAGAUCCGGCUCCAGUUGGAGGAGGUCAACAUCACUGACCUGAGCAAGACCAGGGAGGAGGACAAGCGCUUCACCUUCAUCCGCUCAGAAAAUGGCCCCACUACCAGCUUUGAGUCUGCUGCCUGCCCCGGUUGGUUCCUCUGCACAGAGCUGGAGGCAGACCAGCCAGUCAGCCUCACCAACACACCCAAGGAAGCCAUCAAAGUCACCAAGUUCUAUUUCCAGCAGGAUUAGUGGUGUUGCCACACCACCGCCCUGCUGCAGCACCUCUAUGACUCCAGACGCCGCUCCACCCUUCCCAUGGUCCUCCUAGCUGUCUCAGGGCUCCGAGGAGCAGCCUUUGCAGGUGGACCCUGGUGUGAGGACUCUGUCUCCAGCCCCUCAGCUGAUGCGGCCUUCAUGCUGCCUCCACAGCAGACUUUCUAAAGUGCAACUUGAAACACAACAUAGCUCACAGCCCUUCCUUCACUGUCCCCCGGGUCUUCCCGAUGACAUCUGGGCCACCUGGACAGCCUGACACCUCUGCUUUCCUCUCUCAGCUCCCCCUCUUCCUCCCUGUCCAUGUCCCAGGUCCCUAAAGCCACUCACUCAUCUCCCACCAAGUGGCUCCCAAACCUUGUUUUGCAAACCUUGGGACAGCAGCAAUGUUAGGGUCUGUGGCAAAAAGAAAAAAUAAGGACUUCAUGAUAUUUUUUUAAAGCCCACUUUACCCAAGUUUAAAGAGUACUUUAUUAGGGCAUUAUAUCCUUCCUGGAAGAGGUUGGGCAAUCUACUUAUUUCACUGUUUUACAAUAAACCUUAAGAAUGCAUCUA